Aureobasidium vineae is the source of this 957-nucleotide messenger RNA. NCBI's taxonomy places the organism in Eukaryota, Fungi, Ascomycota, Dothideomycetes, Dothideales, Saccotheciaceae. The record is from the annotation of a GenBank genome assembly.
AUGGAUACGGAUCUACGCCCGCUGAUCGAGAGCCUCGCGAGCAACAUCGACCAAGUCGAGGAAUCUCUUGCGCCACUGAUCAACACGGCCCUGUCUGCCAGCACAAGCAAACUCCCUCUGCUCGACAAGGCAAAACUUUACACUCUCGUCACAUACGCCAUCGAGUCUCUGCUGUUCUCAUAUCUACGCCUCAAUGGCCUCGACGCGAAGACGCACCCCGUGUUUGCAGAACUCACUCGCGUCAAGCAAUACUUCGAAAAGAUCAAGCUCGCAGAGACUUCGCACGUCAAGCGCAAUGCCACCCUCGACAAGGCCGCUGCCGGUCGAUUCAUCAAGCACGGUCUAGCUGGAAACGAUGAGUACGACAGGAAACGCGCAGAGCAACAAGAGAAGGAAAAGAACGGUGCCAAGAGAAAGUUCGAAGAUAUGACCGAGAGAGUCGGCAGUCAUUCGCGCUUUGAGGCCAUGAGCCGCAAGAUGAAUGACGACGAGGCCGAGAGUAGUGCCAAAGACGUUGAAAACAGCGAGUCCGACUCCAAGAAGAAGGCCAAGACGGUCGCUCCCAAGAAACAAAAAUCCGACAAGGCUCCUCGUGGACACAAAGCAGCCUUCCAAGCCUUGCUGCAAGGCCCCAUAUCGACCGAGGAGGAACCAAAGAAAAAGAAGAAGAGAAAAGAGCAAGGGAGGCAAGGAAACUUAAGGACGACGCUUUUGAUUGAUGGACAUCGCUUCAGACCAGUACUACUCUACUCGACAUGGAACACCUCAUCUAGUGCACGCCACCAACCACCGUCGACGCUGCUAGUAGCACCCUCAUUCAGGCUCUCUUGCAUCUUAUCCGUCACCUUCCACCAUCUCUGCGUCUCUUCAUCUUCUGCCAUAGCCUUCAUAUCGGCAUCGAAGUCACUUCCGGUAUACUUGAAGGUUGCGAACAGGAUGCUGGACUGUUUGUCGUAG